Colius striatus (speckled mousebird) is the source of this 3385-nucleotide messenger RNA. It is a transcript of the gene SPG7, whose product is annotated as SPG7 matrix AAA peptidase subunit, paraplegin. Gene Ontology annotation, cellular component: m-AAA complex; membrane. Lineage: Eukaryota; Metazoa; Chordata; Aves; Coliiformes; Coliidae. Gene Ontology annotation, biological process: protein-containing complex assembly; mitochondrial protein processing. Bases 640 to 2856 code for a protein of 738 amino acids. The transcript has 17 exons. The record is from RefSeq and is a predicted model, not a curated record. Gene Ontology annotation, molecular function: zinc ion binding; ATP binding; metalloendopeptidase activity.
CUCCGGGGGACGGCAGCGCUCUGCACCUGCGCGGGGCCCACGGGCCGCGGACACCCCGCCGUGUGCAGGCCCCGCCCGGCCGGGCCACGGCCCCGAACCCCCUCAGCGGCGUUCCCGAGCUGCGCCGGGCGCGGAGAGCGCCCGUCCCCCCAGGGUGUCCUGCCUGAGGGGCCGGGAGCGCCGGAGAAGGUGGACGGGCGGGGGCAGAGCUGCGUCAGCCCUCACAGCUUCGUGUUGAAGCUUGGAGGGCUCUGAGGUUAGACCGUCCCAGAGGCCCGUCGUUUCGCUGUGCGUGAAUCGGUCUGGCCUAGCAGUAACGUGAGGGAAAUACCCCCUGCAGAGAACAUCUUGGCUGCCAUAAGCAAGACAGUGGUAGUUAAAUAUUUGUUCUUCUCCGAGUGCAUUUGUGCUGGCUCUUUACAGCUCUUGUGAUAGAAACACCCACCACACUGGUGUGUGCCACACAUGUGUCUGGUUCUGGGCUCCUCAGAUCAAGAGGGACAGGGAACUGCUGCAGAUUGUCCAGCACAAGGCCACUGAGGGGACUGGAGCAUCUUCUUUAGGAGGAAAGGCUGCAGGACCUGGGGCUGUUCAGCCUGAGACUGGGGGAGGACCUCGUUCAUGUUUACAGAUUCCUAGAUGAGCCUCCUAUCACAAAGGCUUUUCCUGCCACAUCGAGGUCUCCAUGGAGUCCUGCUGAAACAACACGUGAUUCCAGGGCCAAUCAGACUUUGGAACCUCUUAGGUAGCACUUACUAUUUUACGACUUCAAGCUGUCGAGGGAGCACCCAGAGGAAUGGAGGAUCCAAAAAGAAGACUCCACAGGAAGAGGAAGAGGAAGAGAAACGGAGGAAAAGGGAAAAUCAGAUGCACCUUGAGCGCCUGCGGGUGCUGCUCAUCAUCACCUUCAUAGUGCUGAUGUUCCGCUUCACCGUCAGCGAGAACAGAGAAGCCACCAACAUCUCCUGGAACUACUUUGUGAAUGAGAUGCUGGCAAAGGGAGAGGUCCAGAGAAUCGAGGUGGUGCCCGAGAGUGACUUUGUGGAGAUUUACCUGCACCCGGGAGGAUCUCCGCGUGGCCAAGUUAACGUUACCCUGCUGUACAUAAUGCGGGUGGCAAACAUUGACAAAUUUGAAGAGAAGCUGAGAGCUGCGGAGGAUGAGCUGAAUAUUGAUGAGAGAGAGAGAAUCCCCGUUUCCUACAAGCAUCCUGGCUUUUAUGGAAAUGAUGUCAUUUCGCUGAUAGUGACGCUCAUGGCUGUGUCCAUGCUGUGGAGCAUCUUCCGCCUCAUUAGGGUUGCAAGCCGGGCAGGAGGAUUCAACGCCUUCAACCAGCUGAAGAUGGCUCGUUUCACCAUUGUGGAUGGGAAAUCGGGCAAAGGGAUUGGCUUCAAGGACGUGGCGGGAAUGCACGAGGCGAAACUGGAAGUCAAAGAGUUUGUGGACUACUUAAAGAGUCCCGAUCGCUAUCUUCAGCUUGGGGCUAAAGUGCCCAAGGGUGCCCUGUUACUUGGACCUCCAGGCUGUGGGAAGACAUUGCUGGCAAAGGCCGUGGCUACAGAAGCACAGGUGCCGUUCCUGGCCAUGGCAGGCUCUGAGUUUGUGGAGGUGAUAGGAGGUCUGGGAGCUGCCAGGGUGCGGAGCCUCUUCAGAGAGGCCCAGGCCCGCGCGCCCUGCAUCGUGUACAUCGACGAGAUCGACGCCGUGGGCAAGAAGCGCUCAACCAACAUCUCUGGCUUUGCCAAUGCUGAGGAGGAGCAGACCUUAAACCAGCUGCUGGUGGAAAUGGAUGGAAUGGGGACCAUGGAUCACGUCAUAGUGCUGGCUUCCACCAACCGUGCUGAUGUCUUGGAUAACGCUUUGAUGCGACCUGGGAGGCUCGACAGGCACAUCUUUAUUGACCUUCCAACACUCCAGGAGAGAAGAGAGAUCUUCGAGCAGCACCUGAAGGGUCUCAAACUGAUCCAGGACGCCAGCUUCUACUCGCAGCGCCUCGCUGAGCUGACCCCGGGCUUCAGCGGAGCUGACAUAGCAAAUAUAUGUAACGAAGCUGCUCUCCACGCUGCGAGAGAAGGUCACAAAUCCAUCGAUACUUCCAACUUCGAGUAUGCUGUGGAAAGAGUCAUUGCAGGCACUGCCAAAAGAAGUAAGAUCUUGUCACCAGAAGAGAGGAAGGUUGUGGCGUUCCAUGAGUCGGGUCACGCCUUGGUUGGCUGGCUGCUGGAGCACACCGAGGCUGUGAUGAAGGUUUCCAUAGCCCCUCGGACCAACGCAGCGCUGGGCUUCGCUCAGAUCCUUCCAAGAGAGCAGUACCUCUUCACCAAGGAGCAGCUGCUGGAGAGGAUGUGCAUGGCACUAGGGGGGAGAGUGUCUGAGGCCCUCACCUUUAACAAAGUCACUACAGGAGCACAGGAUGACCUGAAGAAGGUGACCAAGAUAGCCUACUCCAUGGUGAAGCAGUAUGGGAUGGUGCCCAGCAUCGGGCAGCUCUCCUUCCCCGACCCGGAGAGUGCAGCUGGGAUUGGUCGUCGCCCUUUCAGCCAGGGACUUCAGCAGAUGAUGGACCAUGAAGCCAAGGCGCUGGUGGCCCAGGCUUACAGGCGCACGGAAAAGCUCUUGCUGGAGAACCGGGACAAGCUGCAGGCACUGUCUAAUGCCCUCCUGGAGAAAGAAGUGAUAAAUUACGAUGACAUUGAAGCUUUGAUUGGGCCUCCACCCUAUGGGCCAAAGAAAAUGAUAGCUCCUCAGAGCUGGCUUCAAGCAGAGAGAGACAAGCAGGACACCAGAGAUGAAGAAAUGCCCCAGCAGCCACCAAACCACGAGGAGGAGGAAGAACCACGCCUGAGACCUGUGUGAAGCCCUCUCCUGAUGAGGAAUGGGAGGACUCUAGAAGCUUCUUUUGGACACAGAGCCUUUCCUUUGUCAGCUCCAGAACCAAAGACAUUGAGCAGGGCAUCUCUGUGCUGCUAUUACCCAACAGUUAAGGGCUGGCUGCAUUGGCUCCUUUAAUGAGCCUUUUCCUGCAGGAAGGAGAACUCCUCAGGAUUUUGAAAUGGAUGCUCAGCAGGGUAGUGGUGAUUAGAGUCGGGUAAGUCUGAUCCACUGGAAGGAUUCCCUGUACAGAGGAGCAGUGCAUGUGUUCUGGAGGAUGACAGAGCCCCUGGAGUCCCUGUGAGCCCUCCCAGGCUGUGCCUGUGCCGUGGCAGGAGUGCAGGGCUGUUCCCUUCAGCAUCAGCCUGGGCAGUGCACUGAAACACCUGCAAGGCUCUCUGGUCCUGUCGUUCCUGUUCUGUGACUCCAAUGCAACCUUUGGUCAUCCCUGCUGCUGGAUACAAACUGCAAAGUGAAAUCCAGGCUCUGCUGGAAUAAACUGUCCCUAACUGUG